UUGUGCUCAUAUGACUUCAAAUCUGGUGAAAUCAACAUGGACAUCACUCAUGCCCGAAACUACCGACAUUUCUGUAACAAAGUAUGGCAGGCGUUCCGUUUUGUGCAGACCAACUUGGAUGAGGGCUUUCAUCCAGGGGCUGGCUUGGAGUUCAAGGGAACCUAUUCUGCUACUGACCUGUGGAUACUCAGUCGACUAAGUCACAUGAUCAAGUCAUGUGAUGUAAACUUUGCCACUUAUGACCUGCAUCAUGUGACCAGGGCACUUCACCAGUUCUGGUUGAAUGAAUUUAGCGAUGUAUAUUUGGAGUGUGUGAAGCCAGUGUUCCGGUCUGGGGCCCAGUCUGAGCAGGACAAUGUUAGACAAGUGCUGUACCACUGUGUAGAGACAUAUCUUCGUGCAAUCAGUCCUUUCAUGCCUUUCCUGUCUGAAGAGUUGUUCCAGCGUCUGCCGGCAAGGGGAGACAACUGGCCUGUCAGUGUUUGUGUGGCGCAGUAUCCCCAACCCGAAGAUUACCAAUGGAGCAGUGCUGAUCUGGACAGCACCAUGGCCACCAUGAGGGACAUCGCCUACCACUCUCUGUCUGUCAGGAAAGAGCUGAAUCUGACCAAGACCAGAGCUCCAAACGUCCUGGUGUGUACAGACGCCACCGAGAGACACCAGUUGUCUGACUUCAGACUCAGCCUUCAGACGCUGUCCAGAGCUAGUGACUUCAGUCUGGUGUCUGACAGACAGGGAGUGCCAGAUGGAUGUCUGCAAAUACAGGUGUCAGACACAUGCUGUCUGGCUGUAGUGUUGAAGGACGUCAUCAAUCCACAAGAGCACCUGCCCAAGCUGAAAAACAGACAGCGUAAACUUGAGAGUGAUUUGGAGCGAGUAAACCUGGGGAUGAGUCAGACAGAUGACAAGCUGGUGACACACAAACUGGUGGAGAAGAGUCAGAAGUUGAAAGCUGAGAUUGAAAAGAUCAAGAUCUAUAUUUUGGCUGUGGAAAAUCUACGAUGAUAAGCAAAGCAAGAUCUUGAACAUUCUUACAUCACAUCCUGAAAAUUAUUUUGGAUGGAAAAGGCACAUUAUCAUGAGCAUCACAUGCUCCAUCCAAAUUAUCGUCCUCGAUGAUGUGGGUAUUAUAUCUCUAUUCAGUCAUGAUAUAUAUCACCAGCCUCUUUCAGCCACAGAUCAUGUUUUUAGCCCUGGUGACAUGACACCGUGAUAAAUUAGCAGUGUCUUCCUUUGUUUGAGGUGACGCUUUGUUUGUGUUUGUGUCAGGACUGGGCCGAUUUAUAUUUACCGGUACUACGUCGUAUCCCAAUUGCGUAGAUCGAUGCUCAUGCUCUUGAUCACUGGAUUGUCUGGUCCAGACUUAUUUACAGACCGCCGCCAUAUAGCUGAAAUAUUGCAGUGUGCGGUGUUAAACAACAACCAGCCAUCCAUUAUAAUUACUAAUUAACCAUCAAGGGAAAGCAGUUUUGUUGUUGAUGAUGUUAUCUAUAGGAAUGUAAUGGAUCUGUCAGUUUUUUAAAGAUAAAAUAGUAGGCCAGUUUUAUUAUCUAAAUAAUGCACACUGUUGCAUCGAAGGUGAAAGGACAUUCAUGAAUACUCCAAGUUAUCCACGGUUCGACACAACCAAAAAGUGCUGAAUAAGGAGAGAAUAUGAAGAGAAAAUUAUUCUACUUUGCCACAGAAGCAUUGUAAAAUGGAUCGCCAUAGAACAAAAGACACCAAUAAAUAUUUCGUGUUUCUUGUUGAAACUUUCCAAAGUUUGCAAUAUAAUGUCAUGAAUUCAUGGAAAGAUAUGUGGGUAAACUGUGUGAGAUUCAAUGUCACGUGAUUGGGUAGCAAAGCAAUUAUCAACAAGGUGACAAAAACCAGCACCACUUGUGGCUAGCUGUUUCAACAUCAGCUGAUAACAGACUGGGCGGAACCUGUUGCGGUAUUGCACUGAUGUUAGUUAUUUCAUAUUGUUGUCUACUUUUUGUGUGUAUAGAUUAAAUAAACUGUUAGUAAACUA
Haliotis rubra (blacklip abalone) is the source of this 2011-nucleotide messenger RNA. Its product is annotated as valine--tRNA ligase-like. Lineage: Eukaryota; Metazoa; Mollusca; Gastropoda; Lepetellida; Haliotidae. Gene Ontology annotation, cellular component: cytosol. Gene Ontology annotation, biological process: valyl-tRNA aminoacylation. The coding region runs from base 37 to 1005 and encodes 322 amino acids. The record is from RefSeq and is a predicted model, not a curated record. Gene Ontology annotation, molecular function: ATP binding; valine-tRNA ligase activity. The transcript is spliced from 8 exons.